Messenger RNA from Schistocerca gregaria, 4919 nucleotides. RefSeq names its product NADPH oxidase 5 (gene Nox). Gene Ontology annotation, cellular component: plasma membrane; NADPH oxidase complex. The transcript has 19 exons. Gene Ontology annotation, biological process: superoxide anion generation; defense response. Lineage: Eukaryota; Metazoa; Arthropoda; Insecta; Orthoptera; Acrididae. Gene Ontology annotation, molecular function: superoxide-generating NAD(P)H oxidase activity; calcium ion binding. The record is from RefSeq and is a predicted model, not a curated record. Bases 610 to 4065 code for a protein of 1151 amino acids.
UAGUCUGGCUUUAGCUGUCGCCGCGGUCGCACGCUCCUCAAGUUUUCUCCGUGAACGCUCAGUGUUUACGCCAGUGUUUUCGUGUUUCGUGACUGUUUAUUGGCGUUUCGCACGUGAAUUAAGUGUUAUAAAUUGAGCUAUUGGUCUUCGUUCGUGUCGUCUUUCUACGUAGUGCCGUUAGGAUGUCGGCGUUGUCUGAAAUUUCUUUGCUGCAGAGCACCAUGGCUAACUCCGUGAGAAAAAACACCGUGAUUUUCACCUUCGAGAAGUACACCCGUCGAGUACAGCCUUCUGCAGUUGAAAUACACGACUGGAUUACCGAGGUGACGUGUUGGUGACGUCAGAGGCGAGCACUUGGCGGCGGCGGGUUCCCGGACGGCCGCGGGCGAGGCGAAGCCCCCGGGCCGGCGGGUGUCGAAUGUGGAGCAGCGGCCGGCCGGCCCGGUGCCGUCAGGAGGCGCCGUGACGUCACGGCGGGGCUGCGCGCUCGGCGCUCGGCGCUCGGCGGGCGGCGGUCCGCGCGGCGGCCGCAGUGUGUGUGCUGUUGGGAGUGCGCGCGCACGUCCGUCCGCCAGAGACGAGCACAGCCGACAGCCGAGAGUCGCAGAGAUGGCCGCGCCGCGCAUGUCCUGCAUGGAGGAGGAGAGCCUCCGCGAGCGCCUGCGCGCCGCCCUCCUCAAGCAGUGCGCCGACCUCCUGGUCGCUUCCGCCGCCCACGCCCCCCUCGCCGCCACCGCCUCCAACGCUUCCGCGGCGCCGGGGGCGGCUGGGGCCGCGCCGCCGUCGCCCUCGUCACCCGCCCCCAGGCUCAGCAGGGACGGCUUCCGACGCGCCUUCCUCGACAAGGAGUUGCUGGAGCGAGUAUUCAAGCUGUUCGAUCUGGACAGAGAUGGAGUCCUUCGGCAGGACGACUGGAUAGAAUUUCUGAAAGAGCGAUUGACGGACGAGAAGCAGAUAGACUUCGCCGAGCAGCUGGAGAGCGUCGCCUUCGUGCUGUGCGCCGAGGACCCCGUCACGCAGGACAAGUUCUGCCAGAUAUUCAGAGCCAAGGGGAUCGUCGACAAAUUAUUCCGCCUUAUAGACCAAGACGGAGACGGCGUUGUCACCACAGAAAAGGUGAUGGAGUUCCUCGCUAAUAUCACAAAUGCCAGGAGGCCCUCUGGAUUUGAGCAAGGUAACCUGGAAUGGCUGGAAAAGCUCUUCCGGCAGACUGUGGGUGACGGAGCAGAGAUUCGCCGUGAUGACUUCAGAAAAAUUGUCGUCUCAAAAAACCCUUUCUUUACAGAGCGGGUGUUCCAGAUAUUUGACAAAGACAACUCAGGAUCAAUAUCCCUGCAAGAGUUCAUCGAUGCCAUGCACCAGUUCGCUGGCCAGUCACCCGAUGACAAAAUAAAGUUCCUGUUCAAAGUUUAUGAUCUCGAUGGUGAUGGCUUAAUUCAGCACAGGGAACUGCAGCAUGUGAUGAGAGCAUGCAUGGAGGAGAAUGGAAUGAAAUUUAGUGAGGAUCAAAUUGAUGACCUAACUAUGGCAUUAUUUGAAGAUGCUGACCCAGAAAACAGAGGAGCCAUUACUUUUGAAGCACUUAAAAACCAACUGGAAAAGCAUGAAGGCCUUUUGGAAAAUUUAACUAUAAGCAUUGAUCGAUGGCUAGUGCCACCAAAGCCCAAAGCUCCACCUAAAUCACUAACAAGAAGGCUUGCGGCACUUGUUCCCUAUCAGCUGACUCGACCGUAUAUGAAGAAUAAUUAUGUUUAUUUGGUGUUUUUGAUGUUCGUAAUCAUUCUUAAUGUUGCUCUCUUUGUGUCACGAGCAAUUGAGUAUCGAAAUCAUAAUACCUUUGUCAUUUUUGCAAGAGCUUGUGGCCAGUGUCUCAAUUUUGACUGCAUGUUUGUGUUGGUGUUAAUGCUCAGACACUGUAUAACAUUUUUGCGUACAAGAGGAUUCAGUACAAUAUUGCCCCUUGAUCAGCACAUAUACUUUCAUAAAUUAGUUGGAGUAUUAAUAUUUAUAUUUAGUGUGUGGCACACCAUAAUGCAUCUCCUGAACUUCAGUCUCUUGGUUGUAAACGAUCCUGUGGUAAAUGCCAAUAACUACACUCUCACUGAAUGGAUCCUAACAAGUAGACCAGGUUUGUUUGGUUUAGUAGGUGGGGCUGCCAAUCCUACUGGAGUUGUGUUGAUCAUUAUUCUUUUUAUAAUGUUCAUAUGUUCUCAGCCUUUUGUCCGGCGAGGAGGUUGUUUUGAGGUUUUUUACUGGACUCAUUUGCUUUAUGUUCCAUUCUGGGUGCUAGUAAUUUUUCAUGCUCCAAAUUUUUGGAAAUGGUUUGUGGCUCCAGCUAUUAUUUACAUCAUAGAACGUAUACUACGUCUAGUAUGGUUACGAUCUAACAGAGGAAAAACAUACAUUAGUUCAGGUCUUGUGCUUCCCUCUAAAGUAAUUCAUCUUGUAAUUAAGAGGCCACACCAUUUUGAUUUUCAUCCAGGAGAUUAUGUAUUUGCUAACAUACCUGCAAUUGCUAAAUAUGAGUGGCAUCCAUUUACUAUCAGCAGUGCACCAGAGCAGGAAGAUUAUAUGUGGCUUCAUAUUAGAGCAGUUGGACAGUGGACAAACAGAUUGUAUGAAUAUUUUGAAAGGGAGCAAGAAAAGCUGCACAGUGUUGAAGAGGAUCUAACUGCAAAUAUUGUAAACAAAAAACUUAUCAAUGGAAAUGAUUUAACACCAGCACAAAAGUUUCCAACUUCAGCUCAACGAAAGUUAGAUAUGGAAAGCAGUAUCAGUAGUAAGGUCAAGGCUAUUGGAUAUAGAAAGGAUGGUGGAGGUGGCUACAUAAAUGAGAGCUUCACCAGUGAUAAUGAUAUUGGUCCAAACAGACAAGCUCAGCAUGUUUCUGAAGGAGACCUUAGCCUCACGCAUCCUGCUACUACUAAUGAGCAUCUGUCUCCAACACCAAAGAAGUUAUUACAAGAGAGGAAACUUCCCUUACUACUACUGGCAAGGAAAACACCAUUGGCAAAGUCGCUGUCAAUGCCAGAUAUGGAUAACAGAGUGAAAAAACGUCAACGACUUAUGGUGUUACGUGAGUACAUGCGCUCAGAAUCAGAAAAAAGUUUUGAUGAAUGCCAGAUGAGGCGUGCACGACUACAGUCUCUUGGUCUUGCUUAUCUGAGCCCUCAGAACAAGUCACUGGCACAAAGUUUUCGCUAUAUGCGCAACAAACCAACUAUCAUAGCAUUCAAGACACCAAGCUUGGAGAACUGUGAUGCCCAAGCUUCAGCAAUGGCUCUUUCAAUAGCAAGGCAAAAUGGCUCAAACAGUGCUCAAAGUCCUGAGAGGAUUGCUGAAGAAGGCCUAAGCCGUUCUCCUGUUGCCAGUGGAAGCAGUUCCCAACUCAGUUCAAUAGAGCUUGCACUUACACAUACACCAAUCAACUAUCCUGUUGGAAAACCACUUGCAAUUUACCUGGAUGGACCAUAUGGAGCACCCUCAAGUCAUAUUUUCAGAGCACAACAUGCUGUUUUGAUUGCCACAGGAAUUGGAGUCACCCCAUUUGCAUCAAUUCUGCAAUCAAUUAUGCACCGAUACUGGAAAGCAAGGCACACAUGUCCAAAAUGCAAGUAUUCAUGGGCAAGUGAAAUACCACCAACAGUCAUGAAACUCAGAAAGGUCGACUUCUUCUGGAUAAACAGAGAUCAACGUUCAUUUGAAUGGUUUGUGAAUUUGCUGUCACAACUGGAAAUAGAACAAGCUGAACUUGGAGGUGCAAUGGAAAGAUUUCUUGAUAUGCACAUGUAUAUCACAAGUGCUCUUCAGAAAACUGACAUGAAAGCAGUAGGACUACAGUUAGCACUGGACCUGCUGCAUGAAAAGGAAAAACGAGAUCUCAUCACUGGCCUCAAAACAAGAACAAAUGCUGGACGUCCAAACUGGGAUAAAGUAUUUAAGCAGUUACUGGAUCAAAAGAAAGGCAAAAUAACAGUAUUUUAUUGUGGGCCACCACAGCUUGGCAGGAUACUGCGAGUUAAAUGUGAUCAAUAUGGUUUUGAGUUCCGCAAGGAAGUUUUCUAACUGAGAAUUUUGUCUGAUACGAGUAACAAUACUCAGUCUGCUAUUAAGAAUGUAUCCCCUCCUGCAAGAUGUCAUUUCAUGCAUCUUUGCAACUGAUGGUCACAAAGUUGAUUCACAUUAAUCAACAAUAAUUUUUAUAGUUAAUAAAUCUCAAAUGAGAUGAACGUUAAGUAAAUACUGAAGUGCAAUAUUAAUAUAUCCAAGUUCGGAUUUGUUGCUUUUUAUUAUGUAAUACAGCUACCUGUUACUGGACUGUAUCGCUGAGUAUUUGAGAAUACCAAGACACAGAUGGUUGUGAUUGUGUGAUAUUUUAAAAUGUAUUAUUUUGAGAGAUGCAUUAAAGUCAGUUCUUUUCUUGUGGGAGCUACAUUUUUAUACAACAGUAUUCUGCAAACUUUUUAUGGAGGUUGAUUCUAACCUAGGAUCUAGUCAUUGUAUAUUGAACACUGAUAACUGUGCUUUACAAGACAUAUUUUCCAGAGUGUAAAACGUAUUUAUUUACUGUAUUCUACUUGGGCUUGGAGAGUAGAGGUGGAAAUUUUAUUGAUCACUGUUUGUAACAAUUUAUUUGCAGCAUAAGUAAUUAAUUUUUAUUUAGCUUUCACAAUGUAACUGUAUUGAAUAAGCAAUAUGCUUACUACAAGGCAUGGAUGGAUGGAUGGAUGAACAACUGAAUGAAUAAAUGAAUGAAUGUUGAAGUGAAAUUGUAAAUUAUCUUCCAUACUGGUAUUUAUGAAUCAUUUUUGUGUAUUAUUUAUGUAAUAUUUAUUGAGCUUGUAAAAGCAUUCUGUAAAACAUUUCUCAUGUGUUGUUCCACAAUUAUGUAUGUACUUGUAAAUAUAUAUUUCUGUAUA